Molecule: messenger RNA, 3481 nt
Organism: Populus trichocarpa (black cottonwood)
Lineage: Eukaryota; Viridiplantae; Streptophyta; Magnoliopsida; Malpighiales; Salicaceae
Product: BTB/POZ domain-containing protein At5g47800
Exons: 6
Coding region: 1614-3299 (561 amino acids)
Source: RefSeq, a predicted model, not a curated record
UUCAUUUUUUCAUUUCCUAAACUAGUUGGAAGACAUGCUUAGGCAAUGUAAUUAGGAGCCAUCAAACAUCAUCAUAGUUAUGGUAGGUAUUUGCUCAACCUUUCAAAUUCCAAGCAUGAUUAUGAGUUGGAGUGUUAUUGUUUGCCCUUUAAGUGGUUUGUCAGAUAAAAUUAUCAAGCAUCUCCUUUUGACAUGGAAUGUUUAAUUUCUGAGUUGAAACUUUAGUGUUUUUCCAUCAAUCUUUAGGAUCUUCCAUUUGUCACAUGCCUACAAUAUUACAGCUACAAAGUUUACUUGCUGGGAAUAUCAUCGGACCAAUUUUCAUGCAUCGAGACUACUUGAAUACAUCUGUUACUAUACCUAUAUACAGUUAUUUUGUUUUAUAGUAUAUAAGGUUACUAUGUUUGCGGGGACUGGUGUGGUUGGUGAGGUAAUUGCUGAGGCAGAGCCACGCAUUUACUGCUUAAAGGGGUUUUGGAUUCUGCCAAAUCAGAUAUUUCAGUCUCUUAUGAGGUAUAUCUGUCAGCAUUUUAGCACAACAAGUACAAAAUCCCAUGCCUAAACUUGUAAACCAGUGAGAGUUCUUGCCUUGCUGAUUAAGCAUUCAAUCAACUUCAACCACCGAAUUAACUUUUAAUGGACCUGAUAAAGAUAUAAACUAGAGAAAGUUUUGCAUGAUUUAGGGUGUCAAAGAAACUGCUUCUGUUUCCUGUAAAGAUUCUUCUUCUAGCACCAUCCUCUUUUCUCUAGGAGCCUGACAGCACCGUCCUCUUCUUCUGUUGUUAAAGGGCUUGUCUUGUAGGGUUCUAUACAGAAAAAUGUUGAAUAUGAUGGGGCCCUUGUUGGAUUAAAAAGGUUAGGUGAGGUAAGGCCUACAUGCCAAUUACAUUUUAAAAGUGUUCAACUCUCUGUGUUUAACACUUUUGCAUGCUAAAGCUGUACAGUUAUGUGGAUUGACAUGUCUUUCAUGAAUUGUAAUCCUUUCUUCUUCCACCAUCUCAGUUUCUUUUGCUCUUCUUCCUCAUGUUUUUGAUAUUUUGGCCAUAACUGUGAAGCCACUGCAUGGUGAUGAAUCUUUUUCUCAAAAUUAAAUGUUUCUUUAUGAGCUGAUGAAGUUGUUAGAUUACUGCCCUUGUGCCCUGUCAAUCAUUGUUUGAUUUUCCCAAUUUUAAUUCCAGGCAGCAGCAAGUGAAGAUGGGAAUUAUUCAGCAGAAAAAUAAUUAACAUUAUUGAAAGAGAAAAGAUAUAGAAAGAGAUUUUCUUUUUUAGCCAAGUUUCUGGCCUUCUUCUGUGUAUUAUGCCCUUCCUUUUAAUACAUUUCAUUUAGAAUCUGUUCUGAACAAAAAAUAAAUUAGAAUUCAUGAAUCACCAUUGCUGCUGGAACUAAUUGAAGUAUACAAUGAAUACAUAGAUUGCAUUGGUUAAUAUUGUUUGAUAUACAAAAUUCAUGUACAAAUUACUAUGGUUAAUCACAGUGUAGUUUUCUGUUUACUAAAUUGUAUAUAAACACAUCCUGGAUUUCUUUCAGGUAAGAUCUCAUAAGGGCAUGCUCCAUUGUUCUGAAGUUAAAAUCUCUCACUGUCUUUUGAUUAAAGGAAAAGAAAAUUGCGAAAAUGAAGUUUAUGAAACUUGGGACGCGGCUCGAUACCUUCUACACAGAAGAGGCUACCAGGUCUGUGGUAUCAGAUAUACCUAAUGACCUUGUUAUACAAAUCAGCAACAUCAAUUAUCUUCUUCAUCAGUUUUCACUAUUACCGAAGUGUGGCCUCUUACAAAGGCUGUGUGCAGAUUCUGAUGAUUCAAGUACUGUUACCAUACAGCUGCAUGAUAUUCCUGGAGGGGAAGAUGCUUUUGAGCUGUGUGCUAAAUAUUGCUAUGGAAUAACAAUCAAUCUCAGUGCUCAUAACUUUGUAUCUGCAUUUUGUGCUGCAAAGUUCCUUCGAAUGACAGAAGCUGUUGAGAAGGGAAAUUUUGUCCUUAAACUUGAGGCCUUCUUUAAUUCCUGCGUUCUAGUAGGUUGGAAGGACUCCAUUAUCACAUUACAGACAACAGUCAAGCUAACUGAGUGGUCAGAGAACCUGGGAAUCAUCAGAAGAUGCAUUGAUUCAAUUGUUGGAAAAAUCCUCACACCCCCUGCAAAGGUCACAUGGUCCUACACUUACACUAGAAUAGGGUUCAACAAGCAGCAGCAAUUGGUUCCGAAGGAUUGGUGGACAGAGGACAUAUCUGAUCUUGACAUAGACCUUUUCCGGUGCAUAAUUAUAGCUAUCAAAUCAACACAUAUGCUCCCACCGCAGCUCAUUGGUGAAGCUUUGCAUGUUUAUGCCUGUCGUUGGCUACCAGACACUACAAAGAUCACACGUCCAGAGAGCUCAGUGUCUCAGACUGAUGAGGUUACAGAUAAGCAUCGGAAAAUUCUUGAAAUCAUCGUGAAUAAGAUCCCAUCAGAUAAAGGGUCCGUUUCAGUUGGUUUCUUGUUAAGACUACUUAGCAUUGCUAACUACCUAGGCGCAUCUACAGUUACAAAGACAGAACUUAUAAGGAGAUCAAGCCUGCAAUUAGAGGAGGCAACAGUUAGUGACCUGUUAUUUCCUUCACAUUCAUCCUCUAAUCAAUAUUAUUAUGAUAUUGACUUGGUUGCGGCAGUGCUAGAAAGCUUCCUGCUGCUACGGAGAAGAACAUCACCAGCACCUACAGAAAACACCCAGUUUAUGAGAUCAAUUAGAAAGAUUGGAAAGCUUGUUGACUCUUACCUUCAAGCAGUUGCCACAGAUAUCAACUUGCCGGUAUCAAAAGUUUUAUCUGUUGCAGAAGCUUUACCAGAUAUUGCCAGGAAAGAUCAUGAUGACCUUUACAGGGCAAUAAACAUUUAUCUCAAGAAGCAUCCUGAUCUAAGCAAGGCAGACAAGAAGCGUCUCUGCAGGAACCUAGACUGCCAAAAACUGUCACCAGAAGUACGCACUCACGCUGUAAAGAAUGAGCGGCUACCAUUAAGAACAGUUGUGCAAGUCCUAUUCUUUGAACAAGAGAAAGGCUCAAGGGAAAAUGAUCAUAGAAUGCCAACACAGGAGCUUCUGCUCUCCAGAGGGAAACAGAUACCGAUAGUAAGGGACGAGCUAAGUAAGCUACAAUUAGGCUCGUAUGAACAGACCAUCCGAUCAGAUGGAAUACCGAGAACUCCAGCACCGUCCGAAAGCAGUACAAGAGAUGAUCAAAAACUGAAGAGACCUGACAAAAAGACACCGAUGGAAGCAGGAAAAAAAGGUGGUGAGAGAACAAAUAGAGGAGAAGGAAUCUAGAGGAGGAGGAAGCUCUGGAAGCAAGAUGAAUGCCAAGAAGAUUAACAACAAAAGUGUAUCAGGCCAUAGCCGUGGUAAAAGCAGAGACAGGUUGUAGAUAAAUUUAGACCAUCACAUUUCCAUUUUCGCUUUUCUUUCUGUAGAAGAAGGGUUUAAUUUAGUUCACAUCAUUUCAAUUACUA